Corvus hawaiiensis (hawaiian crow) is the source of this 8948-nucleotide messenger RNA. RefSeq names its product protein phosphatase, Mg2+/Mn2+ dependent 1F (gene PPM1F). The transcript has 7 exons. Gene Ontology annotation, molecular function: cation binding; protein serine/threonine phosphatase activity. Gene Ontology annotation, biological process: negative regulation of protein kinase activity; protein dephosphorylation. Gene Ontology annotation, cellular component: cytosol. Bases 28 to 1338 code for a protein of 436 amino acids. NCBI's taxonomy places the organism in Eukaryota, Metazoa, Chordata, Aves, Passeriformes, Corvidae. The record is from RefSeq and is a predicted model, not a curated record.
CGCCCCUCCCGGCCGGGCAGCGCCGCCAUGGCGCUGGAACUGGAGCCGUCAGCGGCUCCCUUGAGCUCCUUCCUGAGGGACUUCCCGGCCCCGCUGGCCCCGGGGGAGCCGCUGCCGUGGAGCUCCGCGGGGAGCGGCGCCCUGAGCAGGGCCGAGGUGCCGGGCGCGCUGGCCGAGCGGGCGAGGAGCCUCCUGGGCAGCAGCAGAGGUGUUUCACCACUUCUUGCAGCAUCAUUGAUCCAUGCUGCAGUUGAUGAAGUUCUCCAAACAGACUUGACUGAAUUUAAGCUGCAAAAUGUGGAAACGGAGGGAGAAGGAGAUGAGGAAAGGUUCACCUUGCUGGAUGAGGAGUCGCUGCAGCGCUGCUUUUUUAACAAGCUGAGGGAUGUGUGCUGCGAGUGGCAGAAGCAAUUGCCAUCGCUGAGGCCACUGACGCGCUUCCUGCUGGUGUCCAUCCACGCCAUCCGCAACGCCCGGCGCAAGAUGGAGGAUCGCCAUGUCCUCCUCCCCGAGUUCAAUCAGCUCUUCGGUCUCUCAGAUGACGUUGAUCGUGCUUACUUUGCGGUGUUCGAUGGCCAUGGUGGAGUGGAUGCUGCCAAUUACUCAGCAACCCACUUACAUGUAAACGUUGGUUUACAUGAAGAGAUUAUUAAGAAUCCAGCUGAGGCCUUGAAAUGCUCUUUCCAGAAGACAGAUGAAAUGUUUCUUUUCAAAGCCAAAAGAGAGAAGCUGCGGAGUGGCACAACAGGUGUGUCUGCAUUGAUUGUAGGGAACAAACUACACAUAGCAUGGCUGGGGGACUCUCAGGUGAUGCUUGUGCAGCAAGGGAAAGCUGUGACAUUAAUGGAACCUCACAAACCAGAAAGAGAAGAUGAGAGAGCAAGGAUUGAGACUCUGGGUGGCUGUGUAACCUACAUGGACUGCUGGCGGGUUAAUGGUACCUUGGCUGUUUCCAGAGCAAUUGGUGACAUAUGCCAGAAGCCCUACGUCUCUGGUGAUGCAGAUGCAGAUUCCUUCGAGCUGUCUGGCUCAGAAGAUUACUUGCUCCUUGCCUGCGAUGGAUUCUUUGAUGCCAUCAAGCCCCAUGAGGUUGUAGACUUGGUCCUGGAUCAUUUGAUGCAGACCAAAGGAGUGGGGCUCAAAGCAGCAGAAAGACUGGUGGCUGCUGCCAAGGAAAAUGGAUCCAGUGACAACAUCACUGUUCUGGUGGUGUUCUUGAGGGAUCCUCAGGACAUCCUGGCAGACUGUCUCAACGACUCUAAGAGCCCUAGGGCUGAUGAUGAUGCUCAGAGCUCACCCUUUAACUUCCUCAGCUGCGAGGCAGCCGCCACACAGUGACAGAAUCUGUUUAGUCCAGAAUGUUCAAGUAAGUUCAUGUAAGGAACUGCUUUCCACUGAAGAAGCCUCUAAUACAGUAGGCAAAAUGUAUCAGGAAAAAAGGACAAAUUGACAAACAUGGAACAGAAAGGCAAGACCCCUUUUACUGAGUUCCCAUUUGUCUUUUCCUUCUCCCUUUUUUCCGCCCCCUCCCCUCAAAAAACACUGAACAGACAUGGAGACUUGUACAGCUAUUUCAUCUCUGGGAGCAAACACUGAAGUGUGUCCCAGGGCUGCUGGUCAUAUCCCUCUGUCCUGGAAGUGGUAAGAAACCGUAACAGGUAUAAGCUAAUGGAUGAGAAUAUGCCUUUCAUGAAUUCUGAGUGAAAAUUUAAAUUAGUGCUUAAAAAGAGCACUGUAUGUUGUACUUAACUGUGAUGUUACUUUGGAAGUUGGAGGGGGGAAGCUGUCCCCACCACAGAAAAGCUUCCUCCUGUGUGUGUUCUGUGGGAACAGGCUCAGUGUGUAGGGACUGGGUGACAGCAGUGUGCUGUGUAAGGUGCUUUUGGUUUGUACCAAAGAUACUACAAGAAUGAUGCGGCCUCUUUACUCAAACAGAAACGUUUAACAUUUGUGUGUAUGGAGAGGAGAAAAUAAAACUGGAUGCUUCAGAAAAAGCAGGAAAACCAGCUAGAAAUAUCCUGGGGGAAAUGGUAAAAAAUCAUCUGCUUUCUGGGAUGCUCUGGUUUAUAGACUGGAAUCUGAUAUUUAACUGCACUGGAUUAUUUCUCCCUAAGAAAUAUGCUUAUUUGGCUAUUUGGCAACCUGAAAAGGAAAGACCCCUCUUGUGGUAUUUGAGAGAGAUCUUUGCAGUUUGUGUGCUCAAGCAGGUGAAUGUGCUCUUCCUACCACUAUUUUGUGUACUAUAGCAAAGGAGAAGUUUAUUUUUAUUGUAAAUGUUUAUUUGUUAAUUUUCUGAACUUUACACUUGGAGGAAUGUUUUGCAGUUUUACUUUAUUUUGUUGUGUUUCUUAUUUAAACUGGAAUUUUAAAGUGUCUCUGUCUUUAUUAUCUGGUGUAAAAAAACUGACUACCCUCAAGUGCCUUAAAUAUUUCACCCAAGGAUUGCUGGCUGCCUAUCGCAGUCUGGUCAGCCAGUUCCUAGUUUCUAAAAUGUGACUUUCUGUUUUCAUUGACGCACUUAAAUGUUUCAAUUUUGUGAAUUAUUUUAGUGGUAACUAGGUUUCAAAAAAACAUCUCUUUGUUGCCAAAUCUUGUGGUUUGUGGAAAAGCUUCACUGUGAUUUACUCCCUGCCCUGUGCAGAAAGCUCUAGAGUUAAUCAUAAAGUAACAAUUUGAGUAAUUAUUUCAUUUAAAAAGAAGUAACUUCUGGCCUUCACAAGUAAAUUUUGUAAUACAAACUAGAAACAGUUUAGUAACAGUUUUUAUUAAUGGCAGGUUAAUUUGGCCACACUUCAUGAACCUUUUGGAUCUGAAUAACUUUCUAAGGAACUGUGAAGCUCAGAGGAUGAAAGAACUGUAAUGAAUGUGUGAGGGUAUUGCACAACUGCUCUAUUCAUGAUGUGCUAGAGCUUCUGGUUGUGUUUUGUCUUGCCGGGCUAGCAGAACUCAACAAGAUCUGAAGGCUCAAUGGUAAAUUUGUUAUUAAUUUCACUGUCUAAACAAAAAGUGCUUUGCAUCUGGCAGCAAGAUUGUAUGCUACAUUUAGAAGCACAUGUCAUUGCCGUAUGUCAGUCCUGUUGAUUAAAAUAUGUUGAGCAUUAAUGUUGCUUAGGGAGGAAGUUUAGGUAGAAGAGCUGGAAUGGCUCAAAGGAGGAACAGAGCAGCACUGUCCAUGUCCAAAGUCUCUGGAUCCUUCACUGAUGUGGGAUGACACAGUGACCCAAGGCUUUUGUUGGAAUUGCUGUGGAAGAUCCUACAGUUUUUAACGCAGGAGCUCCACAGUGACCUCCUCUCUCACUACAUUGCAGCUCAGACAGCAACUGCCUUUUUGCCACAGGAGCUUUUCUUCUGAGAAGAUCGUAAACAGUUUUCCAUCCUACAUUUUGGUGCCCUAAAAUAUAUGGGGAAGGAUUUCCAUUGUGGCAGCCUGGUGGGCUGGGCAUCAGUGUAGUGAACCUUCUUCAGUUAAGGAAGCCCUUAGACUUGUGCAGUAAUCCCCUUGGAUUUAUCAAUUUGAUUUCUCGCCCAGAUACUCGAUUCCAUGCUAAAUCCUGAUGGCCACUAGUGCCUCUUGGUGUCUUGGAAAUAGUUCUAUUAUUAAUAUAGUAAGAAUCAUGCAGAAUUGUUUGAUGUUAUUGCUGUCUGAGGUUUAUCAGCAGAGGGGGAAGCUAUUGUAUUUAUGAAGGGAGGUGUGAAAAGUUGGUAAGUCCAUGGUGUGGUUUAGUUUCUGAAAUUUGCCAAAUUUCCUCAAAGGUGGAGGGGACUGAACAAGCCAAACUCUUUGUAAUGGUUCUUUUAUUUUAACCUUUUCUGGGCAGAUUUGCAUUACAGAGGAAAGAAAGUCUUAAGUCUUUUGAUGGAGGCUUGCAGCUAUAUGAGAAUAUCCUUUUUUUGUUUCAAAUUUGUUAAUUUCUGUUUUAUGGGAGCUAAGUGAAGUGGGCCUUUAGAAAGCUGUCUGUGGCAAUCAUAAAAUCUAGUUCUCAAGCAAUGCUCUAGGGAAGAAAUUCUGCAUUCUUAGAAGCUGUUCCCUUACAUUUGCAUUCAUUCUGACUGACAUAGUGCUUCAUUUCUUUGACAUGUAAAUGGAUAGGAACAAUCUUUGAGAACUCAUACAGAUUGCAGCAUGGAUUAAAAGUAUUUCUCUCAUUUUCAGAGACUUCUUACUAGCUUUAAAAAGUCUGGUCAGGUCAACAGAAAUUGUAACAGGUCAAAAAAGGGAGUUUGUAUCCCAUCACUAGAAUAAGUAAUUCCUAAUGUGUCAUCUACAGGAAAAUCCCAAAUACUGUUUGGGAGGAGGCUGUAGAAAUUAGUUGAAGGAUUCAAGACAAAUGUUCAAUAAUUUUCAUGUCUUACUAGACUCCAAAUGAAUGUCUGCUGCGGCAUUUUAGCACUCAGCAGAAGAAAAAUUGCUCUUUAAAGGAGCCUGAAUUUUUAAAACAGAGCACACUUAAAUUCUUUUGUUGUGUGAUUGGAAACUGGCUUCAGUUGUUCUGCUUAGUGGAUAUCCAGCAUCUCUUUUGCUUAUGGGUAAUUCAUGCUUCUACCUUCUCUUCCUUUCUCCAUCCUCUCCUUCAAAGACACACACCUAAGACAGUGAAUAUUCUGGGUCUGGCAGAGACAAGAUUAAAAUUUUACAAAUUACAUUUGUUGGGAGUUCGUUUUGGCGUCUUUUUUUUUUUUUUUUUCCCCCUGAGAAUACAGAUGAGAGAAAUGCAGGAAAAUUUUUAGAACAGAGGGAGAUUAAGUAAAAUCCACCCUCUGAGUGAUGGAGGAGUGAAAGAGAGAGACAGGAAUGCAUUUAAGUAUUAUUAAUGCCUAUUUUAAAAAGGAAGUGGGCUGGAAAAUAGAGCUACAAAUGUCAGUUCUUUAGACCGAAAUACCAGUGCUUGAAAGAAUUGGAAACACCCAUUAAGAAGGCAGAGCUCAGCUGUGGUAACUCUGUCUUCAAACAGCCAAAGAAGGAAUAGCACUAAAAGUGUCCAAGGUGACUUGCUGUGACCCCUCAGUGCUACCUGGAAAGCUAAUGCUACUAAAUGGAUUUUUCCAAACAUCCUUCCAUGUAAAGUAGUGCUAAGAGGGAGCAUCCAGCCUCUGCAGUUCCUGGUCACUGUGCAAGUGCUGCUGUGAGUAAAUGUGGAGUGUGUUAAUGAGUGGAGGGGAUGGUGAGCCCUGCAAGAUGAGUAAUUGGGCACGGAGUGGUUACAGCAGUGUUGGCAGUUAAGCAGUGUUAAUCACAGUGAUGGCUUUAAUACCAUUUAAUAGACACUUAUCUCAAUUCAAAGUCAGAUGUGAUGCUGCUCUUUUAGAAAGCAUUUCCAGUGCCAUUAACUUUCUGUCAUGAGGAGCCACUAAAAUUUCCAUUAUUUUGUCAGAUGUUGGGAAAAGUGCUUCUCUUGCUUUCUGAAUUCUGGAGAUAAGUUGGCUGUGUGCACUGGAAAACCUAUUUUCAGUUGAUAGCUUAAAUCAGUUCUUUGGAGUUGAAGCUUCCCUCCCAGGCAAAAAACCAAAAAAAAAACCAACGAAAAACCCCCACCUAAAAACUAACCUAAAGACUUCAAAAACUAACCUAAAAAAGGUAUUUCCAAAACAAGUGGCCAAGAACUUUUGUAAAUGGUAUUUUUAAAUGGCAUUGCACAAAAGGUAGCUAGCAAAUACCCUCCAUCUAUAAAGGGCAUUGACAGUAAAGUCUAAAUUAAUAUUCCAGCUCUACUCUUUGUACAAGUUUGACUCUGUUGGUUAAAUUAUUUGUAUUCUUGUGGAUGCAGGUACUGAACAUACAGCACCAGCCAUUGUCUGUUUCUAGUCUUACAGUACUGAAGUAUCAAGCAAAUGCUUUAGGGAGAAGGUGGGGGGAUGUUAGCCACAACAGAGCAGAUUGCAGAUGAUUCAUGUAUAAUUCAGCUCUGGUUAAGCCUGAAUUAAAUUUCCCUGCUUAGUUCUAUCACUGUCCCUUUUGCAAUUGGGCCUGUGCCUUCAGAGAGAAUCCUACUAAGAAGAAAUAGUCCAUUUUCCCUUUUCGAGGAGCAAACCCUCCUGAUGAACAAAAUGCCACUCAGGAAGGAUUGGAGAAGGAGAAAAAUGAGCUUUCAAAUGAAUGCAAAACUUCCCAAUCUACAUGAAGUUAUGUACUCUCCCUAAACACAAGUUUAUAGCAGGUCUGGUUGCAUUUGAGUAGUGCUGGAAGGCAGGGGGGUUUCUGCCAAGCUUAUCCUAACCUUUCAAACAGCAUCAAAACCAAGAGGCUGGUCCUCUCUGCAUUACUGAAUCAAGCCACUAAACCAGCCAGCCCUGUGGAGUAUUUGUUUUGCAGCAUUGACAGCUCUUAAGAGCUAAGGCAGACACUUUCUGAAUGUGUUUUGGUUGGGCUUAAUAUAUUUCUUGGAUUUUAUUUAAUUUAAAGCUAUUCUUAUUUAUAUAAGUUGUGUCAGCUGAGAAGUAAACAAAUGGAGACUUGAAGGAGUGACUGCACCUCUGAACGUGUAUCUGUCAAUAAGCACUUCUUAAAAUAAUGCCUUAAAAUGAGCUGGUAGGCUCUUGUGACAGAUAACCUUAUCUCUGCAUGGAACAGGAAACCAAAAUCUUCCAGAGAAUCACUUAAACCUUUAUUUUGGUGUGACCCAUCAGACCUGAAUGCUCACAAGCUGUUCAGUGUCCCUGGUUUAAUGCGUGCUCCAAGCUGCGCAUGCUGCCGCUGGUGCACGUAAAAAUAAACAAGGGACAGCUGUGUUGGCCACAUAGAAAAUUUAGCAAGACGCAGUUUUUGUUAAACAGUAGAGGACAAAAUCAAUAGGAAAAGAAAUGUUUUCAAGCUUCUUGGAAUGCAAACAAUGGAAUAAAAAAAAAAGCAGCCUAGAAGAGUUGGCAGUGCACUGUCGGCUGAAAACCACUGUUUCAAGCAAAUGAAUUUAGCUGCUUUGUAAUGUCGGUUUUAUUUUGAUAACAAACUCCUCUCAGUCAGAGUUUUGUCUUAUUAUGUGCUUUUUAGUUGAAGAGACAAGAUAUAUUUAACUUUCUAAGGAGCUGAAUAUAUCUGGGCUUUGUGACUAGCUAGAUUCUGAUUAUUGAAUUUUCUCUCAACUAUUAAGCCUGAUUACUAAUUUCCAGGAGAUAUUAAUAUAUCAAAUACUGAAGUUAUUACUGAUUAAAUGGUUCUGGAUUUCCAUGCACAGGAAUGUCAUUGGUCCUUCCUGAUCUAGUGGAUGACUCCUUGAAGUUAUUUAUCCCUUUUGAGGCAAUACAUUAGGCAGGUAGAAGGUUUGUUGCUUUGGCAAAUGGAGCCCGAAUGUGUGACCAUCAUUCCCGCCAGGAACUAUUUAUCCUUUUAUCUAAGCAAUGAUAGUUCUAUUUGGAUGUCCAAGGAUAAAGAGAUAAUAGCUAGGAAACCAGGGUGAUCCUAUGGGGACCUUCUCAGGGCAGUAAAAAUACUUCCUUUUUUUCAUGGUGCCCUUCAUAACUUUGCGAAAAGGCAUUCAGCUGAAUAUUGCAUGAUUAAUGCUGCUUUCUUUGUGUUUUUCCCACUUUUUGUUUUUUUUCCUUCAGUGUGUUUAAUAAUAGCAAGGUAUUUGUUUUAUUUGGAGUCAAAACUUUGUACUGACAAAAAAAGGCCAGUAUAAAGUUUUUAGCUCUAAGUUCCUCUAACUUAAUUACUUUAAUUACUUUUAACUUCCUCUUCUGCAAGUCACUUCUGUUCUGUGUCCUCCCUAUUUUCUUCCCAGUUUUCUUUUUCUCUAUCUUUUAUGUCCUUUUACAUUGUCAUCCCCUCCCUCCCCAAAACGCUGCUUUUUAGGCUGUAAAAUCUGUUGGCAGUUAAGUCAGUUUAGUUGCCACUUUGUAAUUUUCACUUCAUCUGUGUCCAUAGUGAAUUUGGUCUGAUCUUUGGAGGCCUGCAACACCAAGUCUAAAAAGAACCAUGUCAGCUAGGAAGAUGAGAGACUAGAAUAACUGUUGCUUUGGCAUGGACCAGUAUUGGAUAUGUGAGAAGAAAAUCCUGUUAUUUGUAUUUUACUUCAUAGGAAUGCUUAAGCUUAUGUCAGGUAACAAUAGCUCUCACCCUGAUUACAGGACUUCAGAAAUGUUCUUGUCUCUGUAUUUCCUUGUUCCUGCAGAUUGACUGUGCUUUCAAACAUUUGCACUGUUGAGAGUGGGGGGAAAAGCUUUCUGCCUUCCUUCCCCUCCCCAGCUCUCUCUCUCCUGCCACAGUUGGCUGAGCAGUCAGGUUGGGAGCAGCAGCACAUCCCGAGGCUCACUGACCUCUCAGUCAGUGCCAUUCUUCAGGGUCUGCUCCGUACUGUAACGCCAGUCCCGUGCUUGUGUAGUGGUAAGUGAGACCUCUGUAACUACUCCUGCUGACUUAAAACUGUAUGUUCUUAUCAGUAUUAAAAGAGUACAAGAGCAGAGCACAUUUCUUGCCACUGUGUUGGCUGAUGAACCUUGAAUGAAAGUAAGAGGGCCAGUGAUUUUGAAAUAGGAGCUGUUAGCCAAGUUUUGUAGAAUCAUAGUCCUUAUUUAUUUUGUAUGCUAAUCUGCACUUGUGACCCUGAGCAGAAAAGCUGCAGUACAGCAGGUUUUAUAAGCUGUGGCUUAACCAGUUAUCUAGUCUCUUAAAACUCUUGUUUAAGCUGACUGGUUUUAUGCACAGGUCAGAAACCUGUUGUCAUUGAUCAUUAAAUGCUAUGCAUAUUGUACAUUCAGUUACAUGGAUUGUUCUAAUAGUGCUUGUGUGUAUCAUGCUACAUAACCAUAUUUUUUUAUAUAUGUAUGUAUUGCAUGAGGUUUAAUUGUUGGGAUUUUUUUGUAUUGUCACUUUUGUAUUCACACAGUGCCUCAUGUAUCUAUUUGCAUAUUGCAAGAAGUUGUUUCAAAGCAGUGAUUGGAAACAGGUGGGGAUAAGAGCUGCCACUGUAGGAUCUGAUGUUUCUGAAGUAUUAAUAAAGUAUAGUGAUUCGAAA